Molecule: messenger RNA, 3113 nt
Organism: Saccoglossus kowalevskii
Lineage: Eukaryota; Metazoa; Hemichordata; Enteropneusta; Harrimaniidae
Product: nucleosome-remodeling factor subunit BPTF-like
Biological process (GO): regulation of transcription by RNA polymerase II
Cellular component (GO): NURF complex
Molecular function (GO): RNA polymerase II cis-regulatory region sequence-specific DNA binding
Source: RefSeq, a predicted model, not a curated record
CAUCAAAAUUCAACAUGGAGUCUAAAAAUAGAAGUGCCGAAAUCCCGCUGUCCCAGUGAAGGAGUGAGGUCAGAUUUACAAUAUUAUUCAGGUGAACUGUUUUUCUUCCCGUUGGUAUAGAAUUUGUGUAUCUCGUCAUGAAACGGGGACGUGGAAGGCCACCGAAAAAUCCUAUUGUGUCAGCUGGAUACGUUUCUGUUGCAAAACGAAAAAAAACACUUCGAGAUGCGGGAAGUGCAUCGAGUUCGCGCUCCAGCACGCCGCUAAGUUGCUUGUCAACACCCUCAAGAGGCAGAACACCGCGAGCUGCAAGAACAAAUACUCGCGAAGCCGCAAAGAAAAGCAAGAAAUUAAUUGCUCAAGUUAUCGGAUUCGAAGAUAAAUCAGUUGUUUCUGAGCAUUGCCCGACAUCGGAGUUGGAAGACCAUGACAGUGAUUCAGAUUUCAUUGAAUCGGACUCCGAGAGUGUGUAUUCAGAAAGCAGCUUUCAAAGUUACAGCACGGUGAGUAGUACGCCGAGCAGAAGAAAGAAUCGCCUGCCAAGACCGCCGACACCACCGGGAUUACUGGAAGUAGAAAUCCCUCCCUUACAAUUGCCAUCAUCGUCUGAUGACUUGCUACUGGAUAAUAAUUUGGUGUUGACAGCGGUAAGCAUUUAUGAAACACUCAGACACUUCAAACAUCAACUCAGAUUGUCUCCAUUUAGAUUUGAAGAUUUUUGUGCAGCUUUACAAAGCCAAGAACAGUGUGCAUUAUUGGCUGAAACUCAUAUUUGUUUGUUGAAAGCCUUGCUCAGAGAGGAUGAAGGGAAUAGCACCACUUUUGGUCCACAUGACACCAAAGACAGCAUAAAUAUACAAUUGUUUUUUGUGGAUGGGAUGACUUGGCCUGAACUUGUGCGAGCUUACAUUGAAAGCGACUCAGAAUCCCAAAGCUUUCUUCAUGCAUGUGAAAGUGAAAAUUAUCCAUACAAAACAGUGGCUGAUAAACUGAAAACUUUACAGUUUCUUACUGAUCAAUUUCUGAGUUCCAAUGUUGUCAGAGAGGACAUCCUCAAUGAGGGUGCCAUUACCUAUGAUGAUCAUUGCCGCAACUGCCAUAAAAUGGGAGAUCUUCUCUGCUGUGAGACCUGCUCCGCUGUUUAUCACUUAGAAUGUGUAAAUCCACCGUUAGAAGAAGUUCCAGAAGAAGAUUGGGUGUGUGAGAUAUGUGCUGCUAAUCAGGUGUCUGGGGUAACGGAUUGCAUCUCUGAAGUUGAGAAAAGUGGUUUGCUUAUACGACACGAGCCACUGGGAUAUGACAGACAUGGUAGAAAAUAUUGGUUUCUUUGCAGACGAUUAAUAAUCGAGGGAGAGUCUGAAGUUUAUUACUUCAGUACAAAAGCACAAAUGGAGGAGUUAAUGCAUUGUUUGAAUUCUAAGUUAUGGGAAGCCGAUCUGUGUAGAGCACUAAGUGACCAGAUGUCAGAGUUAUUGGAUCAUAUGAAGAAAACUGAAGAUUUAACAAAUCAGGCCAGGGGAAAUUUAAAAUCGGCAUUAGAUAAUGCUGAUGAUAGAAUUCAAAAAGAGAGACUUGACCGAGAAGAAGCUAAUCGGAAAGCUGAAGAAGAAACUAAACAGAGAGAAGAUGAAGCUAAACAGAAAGUAGAAGAAGAAGCUAAGCAGGAAGAAGACAAUGCCAAACAAGAAGAAAUGCAAAAAGAUGUGGAAGAAAAGAUGACGGAAGGCAUGAAUACAGAUACCAUGGCAACACCAUCAGCUGAAAUAACUGUCAACAACUCUGAUGGCGAGAGUUUGCAAACCAACCAAGAUGUAACAGCUGCAGUUACAACAGAUAGCGAAUCUCAAAUCACUGACGUGUCAUCCAAAAUAUCAGAAGAUAGAAAAAAUCAUAUUGCUGAGGAGGAAAAGUCUAGCAGGUCAACAACAAAACAAUCCGAUACUAAAAUAGUCAGCAUUCAGUCUUUAAUACCUGGCGCCACUAAACGAGAACUAGAGAUACAAGAUAAAGAUGAUACUUCAACAAAAACAACGGAUACAGAUGGAAACAAAGCUACCCCCAAAACCUUUGUCUUUCUCAACAAAGAUGGUACAAAAUUAACUUAUGCUAUAUCAUCCAGCACCAAUACCAAACCUACCACAACAGCAGCCAGUACUACUGAUGCUAGUGACAAGCCAACUGAAGAGAAUAAAGUUGAUGAUUCAGAAGAAAAAAAUAAAGAUGAGAAAAAAAAUGAUGACAAUGAUGAGAAAGAUAAGGGAGAGGAACAAACAUCUCCAAAGACGUCUCCCACGACAACCAUCAUGACAAGAUCAAGAAAUCCUAACUACAAACCACCUCCUCCUAAAAGUACAUCAUAUGUCACAUAUGCUACUUCCAAAUCCGCUAAAAGUAUUGCUGCCAUUGCAAAUACUGCUACCAAGACAACAACAUCCACACCAUCAAGCUCAUCUUCCUCUGGUGAUACAAUAUUAGUGAUCAAUGCUCAAGGUGAAAUCACACGUGUAAAUACAACUAAAAAUGCUGAUGGUACCUUAACGAUAAACGCCAACAAUACUGACUCAUUGGUUGCUAAAAACCAACAACUUUUCAAACUUGGUAUGGAAGGGAACUAUAAACUGUAUAAGAAUGCUUACACUGCCAAUACGCUUGGUCUUAACAAGCCACAGCAUGCUGAAGAUCGAGAUAAAAGACGACAGUUAUCACAUAAAUUCAGUCUUACUCAAAUGAGUGAGUUCAAAUGGAAUGGUACAGUACAUGGAUCCAGGGUUCUCACUAUUUCUACACUUCGACUAAGCAUAACGCAGCUAGAGACUAAUAUUGCAGCUCCAUUUCUACAUUCUAACUGGACUAUACAUCGUAAUAACUGGGUGAAAGCUGUGCAUAUGUGCAGUACAGCCAGGGAGUUUUCCCUAGCUCUGGCAAUAUUAGAAUCUGCGAUUAAACCAGUCAUCUUUAACCCAGUCUGGAAUGAUAGUCUGGGUCACACCCGGAUGCAGAGGAUGACUGUUCUAGAACGGGAAGAAAAGAAGAAAGCUGACAAGAAGAAAAAUGAUGAUGACGAAGUUGAUAGAACUCACUGGGUGAGGUAUACAUUCAGAUUAAAACAUCAG